Messenger RNA from Rubroshorea leprosula, 1014 nucleotides. The record is from the annotation of a GenBank genome assembly. NCBI's taxonomy places the organism in Eukaryota, Viridiplantae, Streptophyta, Magnoliopsida, Malvales, Dipterocarpaceae.
GUUGGAUACUCAAGAAGUUGUAGAGAAGGAAAAGGAGAUAACUCUUGAAAGAAUAGUGAGUCCAUGGCAAACAGGGGUAUGAGAGCCCAUGACUGAAGAAACAAGACAAGGUGAAGUGGAAGAAGCAGAACAACAGCCUAAGCAGCAGCUACGACUCUCCACUCGAGAACAAAAGCCAAAUCCUAAGUAUGCUAAUAUUGCUCUUAUUGAAGCAAGUUCGGUGACCAAACCGGAAAACUAUGAGGAAGCUACACAAAGCAUUGAAUGGAGAAAAGAAAUGGAAGAGGAGAUAAAGGCUUUAAGGCAAAAUCAGACUUGGGAAUUAGUACCCAAGCCAAAUGAUUAUGGGAUAGACUAUGAUGAAACUUACAAUCCGAUGGCUAAGAUUACAACUAUUAGAGUACUGCUUGCUCUAGCUGCAAGCAAAUCAUGGAAGCUGUGGCAGAUGGAUGUGAAGAAUGCAUUUUUUCAUGGAGAAAUUGAUAGAGAAAUUUAUAUGGAGCAACCAUGUGGAUUUGAAGACAAAAGGCAUCCAAAGUACGUCUGCAAAUUAAAAAAGGCACUGUAUGGACUCAAGCAGGCGCCGAGAGCAUGGCCAAAUAUAUCAUUUACAGUAGAAGUGGUGAGUAGAUUUAUGCAAAAUCCUAAAAAGCCACACUUGGAAGCAGUACGUCGGAUUCUCAAGUAUGUCAAAGCAACACUAGAUUAUGGCAUAUUAUACAAGAGUGGCAUUGAGUGUAAGGUGGUUGGCUAUUGUGAUGCUGAUUAUGCUGGAUGUCAUGAUACAAGGAGAUCCACUAUUGGUUAUGUGUUUAAUUUGGGAUCUGGAGCAGUCUCAUGGUGUAGCAAGAGACAACUUACUGUUUCUUUAUCAACCACUGAGGUAGAGUAUAGAAUAGUAGCUGUGGUAGCCUAAGAAAGCACCUGGCUUAUGCAAUUAAUGGAAGACUUGAAGUAGCCAAGUGAUUAUUCAGUAAAAUUAUUAUAUUGUGAUAAUCAAUCAACAAUUCAAUU